Messenger RNA from Lichtheimia ornata, 951 nucleotides. RefSeq lists its product as uncharacterized. Gene Ontology annotation, cellular component: cytosol; peroxisomal matrix. Lineage: Eukaryota; Fungi; Mucoromycota; Mucoromycetes; Mucorales; Lichtheimiaceae. Gene Ontology annotation, molecular function: protein binding. Gene Ontology annotation, biological process: protein import into peroxisome matrix. Bases 1 to 951 code for a protein of 316 amino acids. The transcript is spliced from 5 exons. The record is from RefSeq and is a predicted model, not a curated record.
AUGUUUGUCAAGUUCAGAACUGAAGGAUUCAAUGGCUAUUCCGUGAAAUGGAGCCCAUUCUUUGAAAACAAGUUGGCUGUUGCCUCCUCUUCUAAUUUCGGCCUUGUUGGUAAUGGACGCCUUUGGCUUUUGGGCGUAGGACCUGAGGGCAUUGUUGCAGAGCGAGUUUACGAUACCCAAGAUGGCUUGUUUGAUAUUGCAUGGAGUGAAGUCAAUGAGAAUCAGCUUGUUACUUCCAGUGGUGAUGGAUCCAUCAAGCUUUGGGAUGCAACAUUGGCGGAUUUCCCCAUUCAGAAUUGGCAAGAACAUCAACGUGAAGUGUUUUCAGUGGAUUGGAACUUGAUUACCAAAGACAUCUUCUCGAGUGGCUCUUGGGAUCACACUGUCAAGAUUUGGAACCCGCAAGCUCCUCGAUCCUUGCAAACAUACACGGAGCAUACCCAUUGCGUAUACAGCACAGCAUGGUCACCUUACAAUCCCACAUUGCUUAUGUCCGGCUCAGGUGACCAAACCGUCAAGGUGUGGGAUAUCAAGAGUCCACGUUCAGUACAGACGAUUCGUGCACAUCACAACGAAGUUUUGUCGGUGGAUUGGAACAAAUAUCAAGACAACAUGUUGGUAACUGGAUCUGUGGAUCGUACCGUCAAGGUGUGGGAUAUGCGACGACCCGAUCGUGAAGUGGUGUGCCUUGCAGGUCAUGAAUACGCUGUUCGACGUGUCAAAUGUUCGCCACAUAGACCCAACGUUGUUGCAAGUGCAGGAUAUGAUAUGAGUGUUCGUUUCUGGGAUACGGCAGCACCCCCUGGUCGCAAUAUGAUGGAGGUUCAUGAUGCUCAUACUGAAUUUGUCCUUGGCGUUGACUUUAAUCUUUACAUGGAAGGCCAGGUUGCCACAUGUGCUUGGGACGAGAACUUGCAUGUAUUUAUGCCCCCAUCACUCCUUCGUCGGUAG